This is a messenger RNA of Adelges cooleyi (spruce gall adelgid), 663 nucleotides long. RefSeq lists its product as uncharacterized. The transcript has a single exon. The record is from RefSeq and is a predicted model, not a curated record. The coding region runs from base 1 to 663 and encodes 220 amino acids. NCBI's taxonomy places the organism in Eukaryota, Metazoa, Arthropoda, Insecta, Hemiptera, Adelgidae.
AUGGCAUUAGAAAGUGUGGUCCGAAAAAUGUCAAACAGAGAAGCCUGGUCACUUGAUAGAGGACUGCUACUUGCAUACGCAGAUGAUAUUAUAAUCACUGGAAAUACUCGAGCAGAAGUUCAAAUGAAUAUGAAGAAAUUAAUGAAGGCAAGUAAAAAUAUAGGUCUAGUAGUAAAUGCGGAGAAGAUAAAAUACAUGGUAGUAACAAGAGGACCAGAGGAUAGCUCCAACCUUAAAAUAGAAAAUAAUGAUUUCGAACAAGUUAAAGAAUUUAGGUACCUUGGAGUAACUCUAAACAACAAAAAUAUUAUGCAUGAAGAAAUAAAUGUGAGGCUGAAUGCAGCAAAUCGAUGUUAUUUCGCAAUGGAGACCCUCUUUAAAUCAAAAACGCUAUCGAAAAAAUUCAAAGAAAAACUUUAUGUAAGCUACAUAAGACCAGUACUGACUUAUGCAUGUGCCACAUGGUCCUCAACUAAAGGUGACGAAGAAAAACUAAGAAGAUUUGAAAGGAAAAUCCUAAGAAGAAUACAAGGUCCAGUAUUUAAUACCGAAACACAACAAUGGGAAUUGAGAUCGAAUGCCCAGUUAGAAAACUUAUACAAAAAGGAAAAUAUUGAGCAAUUUAUUAAAAGUAUAAGAAUGCAAUGGGCCGGACAUGCGUGA